AUGCACUGUAGCUGGAUAGUAGUGAUUUUCCUAUUGCUGCUUGGCUACAGUUCAGCUGAAUUGAAAGCUCGUGAGUUUUUCUUAUUUUGGUAUGGUCUUCAAGGAAAGUUUAGAAACGUACGAACUCCCCUCUCUAUUGGUAGACGCCGACCAAUAUUUUUUGCAAAAACGGUUUCCAACCAAUUUGACUUGCCACCUGGCUCCAGGUUAUUCAGAGGUACUCUAUAAUUUCAAAUCUUUCUUGCUCAUGAAACGUUUUAGGCAAGAUUGACCUUUGUCCAGUGGUACAAGGACGACGUCCUGCUUGAAAAUAUCACUGAAGAUUACUCAUGGGAGGACAAAACGUGAGCGUUUUUAUAGACUAAUUAAUUACUCAGGUCAUUUUUCAGGCUCACAAUUUUUGGAGUCAAACAACAAAAUGAAGGUCUUUACCAAUGUCUGGCAGACAUUAUAAAUAUUCGACUGUCGAGUCGGCAACUUGUGGACACGCGUCUUUUCUCGUCUCCGGUCAAGAUCAGGAGGGCACGUAUGACGAAAUUCGACAAGAUCAGCGAUCAUGUGAGAAUUUUUUUAAAUUUCCCUGCUAAAAAUUUUUUUCCCCUUGAUUUAUCAACAAAAAAAUUUUUAUUAAGCGAGAAAUGAGAUAUUCAAUUCAUUUCACCCAGAAAAAGAAACAGUAAAGUUAACUUUUGGAUCCAAUUUUGUUCCCCAGUACAAACUGCAACCUUUUUCAGUAGCCAAAUAGGGUUAGUCAUAGAUUUUGACGCAAAUGUCGUGUUUUUUGUCCUGAUUCUUUAGGGAGGUCUCAUCUGCCAUGUAUUUGAAAAAGACAAUAGAAUUGGCUCGCGUGACACUUGACGAAACCCGUUGCAAAAUGUCUCAAACUUUUUUUUUUGGCUUCUGUUUUUGAGAGUGACUGAGAAGUGCUGAAAAAAAAGGGCGACCACAAAAUUUUUUCCGCUAAUUGGGAACGAAGCAUCGGUGUUGAAAAUGAAGCUGUGAGAGUCUGAAAAAAAAAUGGGGAUUGGAAGUGGUCGGAUAAGUAAGAGCGAAACAUUGAUUGCGUUUAUUUUUUCGGAAAGGUCAAUACAGCUGGAUUUUUUUUUCUCAGACCCUUAUUUCUUCAAAAAACUUGUUCAAUCCUUCUAAAACUUUUUUGAAACCUAGGGAAAGUUGACAACAACUGAAAUGCUUUCUCAUAUGAAAAUGCUUUGAAAAUUUUUUUUUUUCUGUGUCCGAUAAUAACUAAGAAACUGAGCAAUCGGCGAAUUCAGUCCUUUUGAAGUUUCGAUCUGAUAAUCAUUGAAGUUUCUCAGACCUGAACUUUAGGUGUUCAUAGUAUUGAAAGCUUCCAUGUGAGUAACUAUCUAUUCUUUUCAAGAAAACCAACCACAAAGUUUGGGCCUUUAGAACCAGCUUGGCGGCAAGUCUUAUGCAGAUGAGCAAGAUAAUCUUGCACCAUCUGGAGUCGCACUCCACUGUUCCUGUCGCCUCAUUGUGCUCACUUAGUUGUCACACGCAGACGCCCAUAUCCCCAUGACAAGCCAGAUGAACAUGGGAAAGCCGAGCCUCCAACAUUAAGCACAGGCGUUGAAAUUAGGGCGUCGGACCAGCGAACGGCAAUGUGAAAAUGAGCCGUCUUUGUGCCUCUUCUUUUCCAUUUUAGGGUUUUGAGAAGUGGAGGUGGACAAAGCUGAGUUUGGGGUGACCUUAUAUGUGACAUCGAUACGUUCUGAUAAGAGACGUUGAUCAGAAACCCUAAUUUUCUUAAGAAUUCCGACCAAAUCGAAACUUUUUUUCUUAUUAAUUUCGAACAUUCUCCGUUUCUUUCAACCACUGUGAGACCUUGAAAAUCUUUCGAUGAUUAUCAAACAAAAAAAUUUUUUUCCAAUAAGGAUCAUAAAAAUCAUUGAAAUUAUUCCUUUAUCUAUAGAAAUCUUCACUAUUCAUAACAAAAAUCAGAAAAAGAAAUGAAAAAAACUCAUGAAUGAAAACAUCUCAUGUGCUUAUCUUUCUGAGAAACUCAAUGAAAAUUGAAUUCUGACACCUCUGGAGAUUACUCAACUCAUUCUUAUGGCAAAUUCAAUUUGCACUGACAGAUGAACCUCAUCCCAGUUGUCUGCGGAAUUAAGCAGCAAAGCUUGGAAUCAUCUCAAAAUUUCCGGGUAGUUAUCCUCUACUAACGACCAAAUAUGUUGCAUGGAUAAUAGCCGUUCCGGAGGGAGAAACAAUGCAAAUUGGAUGAUUAUAGGCAAUAACAGUGCGGGAGAACGAGGUGGCGCGGCUGCCGUGCGCCGGUAUGCCAGAUGUGGUGCCAGGACCUGCGACCAUUUGCUUCGAACGUCUUGAGAACGACACUUGCCUUGGGGCUAAAAGUCGGUUCUUUUCAAUUUUCGAAUUUUCUGAAAACUGCGAAACAGUAAAAUUAAGGAAAAUAAAGUUUUUACCAAUCACCAAGUUUGAGAAAAAAAAAACAGGAAAAGCUUCACCGGCUACAAAAAUAUUUAUUACCUUGUGAUUUUGAAAAAAAGAGCGUUGUGAGUUUUUUUCUGUUUCAAAAAAAUCUCAAAAAUUCUUAAUUUUGAUAUCCAUGAUUUUUUUGUCAAUGAGACAGUUCGCAAGUCGUUUCUGGUCGGGAGAUGGAAAGAGAAAAAAAUAUAAAUUUUAAUAGACUUGAAAUUUUUUUCCCGCUAAAACCGGACGGUUCAACAAAUCAAAAAAAUGAAGUAUAACAUUACUCUCCAUUUUUUGACGAAACAUGUGAUUUUUCAGAUAGCACAAAAUACCUGACGACACUAACCGGCAUGCAGAUAUCUUUGGUGCAGCCUUCAGACGCCGGUUUCUACCACUGUCUAGUCCGUAACGAAUACACCAACAUGACCAGACGAAGUCCCAAGCCAGUUCUUCUCUAUGUAAGCUCAAAAAAGGAAACCUCUUUUUUCAUUUCUUUUUUUUGUAGGUCAGAGAAGCGAACAGUACCGAUGAUGAGCCUUCAUCUGAUUCGGAAAUCAAGCCAACUUUGACGUUCCCAGCUAAAGAAACUACGGUCGACGAACCGAUCCCCGUUGAUGUCGUGGAAGGAGAUGACGUCCUUCUUGAAUGCGUCAUUGCUUUGGCGAAGAUUGUGUGGAUUAAAGUGAGUGAUAUAAAAUGAAAUUUUCACUGAAGAUUAUGUUAUUCCAGCAAAAUGAUUCGACACCUAUAAUUUCGAUGAACGACAAUAACUCGAGGUUUCAGCAAGUCUGGGGAAAUUUGAAGAUCCAAAGUGUCGCACAAGGUGAUUCGAACCCAUUAAUUAUUUUCAACCAACUUUUUCCCAGGAGAUGCUGGAGUGUAUUCAUGUUUUGGACUUCCGAUCGUUGGGUCGAACUCGGUGGUCGAUGAGAAUACUCACCCCAGAGUGGACUAUAGAGUCACAGUUCAUUCUCCAUCAGGCGUCCAUCUUGGAAUAACUCAACAAGCAGAUAAAAGCUACAUGGUAAGACAAUGAUUCGACAUGUCAUUCUAUAAAGAGAAACUUAAGCUCGAAUGUCUUGCUACCAACUUGGAUUACGAGAUUCCAAUGGCGUUCAUCAAUGGUACGCCAUGGACCGAAGCCAUUCCAAAAAUGGGAACGAUAACAACCACAAACUUUUUCACGAACCCUAUCAGAGUUUUGUUGAGAGUUUCGGAUCUCUUCACGGGAAGCAUUCAGGUUAUUUUUCAUCCUCAAAGAAUACAUUUUGAUUCUGCUUCUUCCAGUGCAUUUCAAGACCAGCUAUGGAAGAAGCUGAAGUUUACGGGCAUGGAAUGGAAAGCGGGAGAUCGAAUAACUUCUUUGUGAUCAAUAAUCCUUUCGCGACUGAUAAUCUGAUCAUGCAAGGGCCCAACAACUUGACUGUUAGAGCAGGCGGAACAGCUGAUUUUCCAUGCUUAGUGCAGAGAGUUCGUAGCAAAUCCUGGAAAAAAAGUAACACUUGCAUAUUUUUUCUAGUUUACAUCUACCUUUCAGAUGGGAAAUACAUCAGUCUGUUUUCGAACAAAACACAGCUUGUCGGGUCGAACUCUUUGAGAGUGAAAAAUGUGGAUAUGAACGAUAUUGGCUGGUACACGUGCGUCGUCAUUGGUCAGACUCUCCAGCAGAGCGAAUCAAGCGCCUUUCUCAAUGUCAUUCCGGCCGACGCUCCAGAAUCUGAAAUUCCUGAAACUUCCACUGAACCCUUUCUUGCCAAGAAAAAAGUGAGGCUAUUAUAAUUCUGUUAUGACAAAAUGUAAAGAAGUUCAAUGAGAUCGACAAGAGAAUAUUAAAAAUGUAGAAUAUUUUGUUAAGUGAAUGGUUUCUUGAUUAGUUUCAAAACUAUACUAACUAAAAAAAACUAUUUCUAGGCUCAUCAAAAGAUACAAAAAAUGAAAAGAGAUCCCCAUUUUUCAGGAAGAGAAAAUUGAUGUAGAAGAUGUCCGUGGUUUCGUAACGGGAACUCAAGUACGAAUUCAAUGGUCUGUUUUUGGCAAAAUGGAAGCUCUGACCACUAUCUCCAACUUCAAGUUUUUUUCUAUCGAAUUUUCGAUGAUUUUAUGAUUUUUUCAGAAUUGAAGUUCAAAGAUCAGGGGCUCCAAAUGAUUCUUGGAUUGAAGCGGAAUCGGUUGACAGCCAUGUUCGGGCCACGACUAUCAAAAAUCUGAUCCCGGAUAACAAGUGAGACACUUGAAAUUCAGUUCGAAAUGGUCAAAAUGAUCUUAUUCAGAUACAAAUUCCGAAUUCUCUUGAAUCGGGACAAAGGUGCGCCGGUGAUAAGUACACCAACUUCUUGGAUGACUGUUGAGCAACCUUCUCGCGAUGUUUUACCUACCCCUCCAUUGGUUGGAUACGCUCAAAAAUCUUCUAAAUUCUCCUGAUUCCAGCUCGAAGUUUUCCGUCAGAUUUCCUGGGACAAAGCAAUCGUUAAAUGGUCUCAUGAAUCGCCAAUUUCGAACGGGGCUGCCAAGACUUUCAUGAUAGUUCACAGUGAGAAGGACAGCAACAAAUCUUCUGUGGUGAGAAUAUUUUUUUGAUUUGGAAAUUUCAAUGGCUAAAUGGUUUUUCAAGGAAGCUGUCCCGUGGAGUUGAUUUUGGAAAAAAAAAAUUCAAAUUUUUUUUAAAGAUUGAUUUAUUCCAAUAGAACGGAAAAAUGAGGAAAUUAAUCAUUUAAUUUUCCAAUAACUUAAAACAAAAAAAGAAAGACUUGUCAUGUCAAAAAUUUCAUUUUUGAAGAUUAAUUGCUCAUUUUGAUAGUGCUCUGUUAACUUAAGCUUGCAGUGACUUUCUGCAUUUUUUUUUUUUUUCAGAUUGAAUUAUCAAAUUAAUUCCAAAUUUUUGUUAUGAUAAGGCCAAUAACUAUUCAAAUCUGAUUUUUUGCUCUGCAAUUUUCCCUUUUUCAGACUCAAGUCGACGGAAAUCAGACCGACGCUGUCAUCAGCAAGUUGCACAUAGGCCGGGUAUACACAGUGAGCAUGGUGGCCGAGAACGCCGCCGGCAAAAGUCUUUCGAGCAACGAGUUGGAAUUGAAAGUCACCGGUGCGUUGCUUCCCAAUUUUUAGCUAACAAAAAAUGUUGGAAUUCGAAGCAAACAGUCUUUUUUUCCUGUGUUUGUGGUGCGUUGCGCAGUUGUUAUUCCACGUGCACCUGCAUGUCGGAGGAACCUGGCUUAACUCUAAGGAGUUGGGUUACUUGGCUUCGCUCGUUCCAGUUGCACUUCUUUUUGAACUCCGGCUCGACUACUGAUAGUUUUCAGUUUUUUUUAGAUUCUGUAAUGUUACGAAGGGUUCAAAAGUUCUAAUUUUAAGACAUUCAAGUUUUAUUUCUCGUCGUAUCUCAAAGCAAGUUUAUUAUUAAAAUCUGAAAGUCAUCUAAGACUCCUCAAAAAUCUGCCUAUAAAAUUCAAAAGUUUGAUUUUCUCCGAGGUUUUGAUAUUUAUAACGGAACUACCGUUGAAAAUACUUCAUUACUUUUAAAAAUUCAUUCUUUUUAAAAAAAGAUUUUGAGACAAAACGUACUUGAAAAAAAGCGCUUAGAAGCUCUCUGAAACGGAAUGUUUAGCUUGAAUAUCAUUAUCACUUCCUCAGUGCUCAGGUGCGAAGUGACAGGAAAAUAAUUUGGAUUUGCGUUGCGAGCCGUCCCGCAUUACUAUUAUUACACUGUGCGGCGAGCCUCGGCUCUCAGUUUUGCCCUGAGAAACUGGACUAUUGUCUUCUUUUCCCUCAAAAAAACUUGAAACAAGUAGUUUUCUUAUCGAGUUAUUUUUUUUGCUCCUUUUUGAUAAAUCCAUAUUUUUCUUGUUUUCAGAGCCUGAGGUGACAAUGCUGGUACGGGGUUAUUUCGAAACCUUCUUGACUCACGUGACGUUCCGCAAUUUGGCUUUAUUUGGAAUAAUACUUUUUGUUUCUCUUUUGGUCAUUCUCAUCUGUUGUUCUGUUUUUUGCAACUUGAGAUCUGGGAAGAAAAAAGCGCCUCCUUCUAAGAAUCAACGUGAGUGGAAUCAAUAGAAAAAAUCGAAAAAGUGAAUUUUUCAGCAAAUGGGAAGUUUUUCGACGCUUCAUUCCGGAUUUUCAACGAGCAAAAAGUUCACAAGUCACGAGCAUUUCAAGAGAAUGAUUUGUUUGACGGUGAUUUCGACGAAAGCAGUCCUUUGAAAAAGGUUUGAGAUUAAAAAUCAUCUUUAGACAAAUGGUCAUUUGAUAUGAUAGCAGUAUUUUUCUAGAAGUUUGUAAUUUUGUCUUUGCAGAGUGAGAAACGGUUGUCGGCUCAUUCCCUCAAGUAUGAUUUCACGGAAAGCGGAGUUCUGCCCAACUUGUAUGGUGGAAUUGGGGAAGAUCAGGAGGACAGAAUAUCUCAUGAUCUUCCUAACGACUCCAAUUUCGUACGACAGUCUAGUGCAGGUGACUUUUGGUUUCUUUUUCGAUAUUUAGGGGUGUCAAAAUUGAAAAAUCGCUUUAUUUAUAUUAACAAAAGAUACAAUGAGAAUAAAAUAAGAUUUAUUGAAUAUUCUCAAACUAUAACCCAUAUGACUCGCCAAAAUAGUUUUUUUCUCUCUCUGUUAAAUUUUCUGGCGGAGCACGCGAUCAUCAAUAGAACAAACUUUUUUGAUUGGAAAAAAAAUUGCAAGCUUUCUCAGUCCCACGAGAAUAUGCGACCCAUACGACGGCUCGAUGUUAUUCUCCAAGCAGCCGAACUUCUCAUGAAAUGCUCGUUUCUUAUUCACAAAGCAUGGGCCGAUCUUCGAUUCAGGAUUCAAACUCUCAGGUAACACAAGAUUUUCAUUUUUUUUUGUGUUUUUUAUUCAAAAAAUAUUAAAAUCAUUCAACAAACUAUCAAAUUUGAAAUUAUCAAAACGAGGAGUGUUUAAGGAAGCUUUCAAAACCGAAAAAAAAAAUCAAUAAUAAAAUUAGACCAAGCAGAAGAAUAACAAAAACUACAUCUGAUCGCUUGAGAUUGUACCAUUUUCAUAUAUUUUCUGAAAUAAAAAAAUCCGACCUUUGCAUGGAAAGAAUUGGUAUCAUACAACUCUCUCAACUUGUUCUUGAAGAUCUGCGGAACCCUGUCGAAGGUGACGGCGUACAAGUAUCCCGACUCGCUUCUCUAUUCUCCCGGUACCUCGUCGUCAAUCGCAGAUACGAGCAGCAGUGGGAUCGUUGUCAACAGAAUGAACUGCGACUCGCCGACAAAUGCUCCGUGAGAUCUUAUAACUUCCGAAAAAGAAGUCGCCCUUUUAAAAAACAAACUAUACCACUCUUUACCUUCUUAGAAACGCCUUCGGUCGCAAACCGUUUGUGGUCGGAUGCUGUAGAAGACGUUAUUGAACACUUUUGUAGCCACCCAUUUUUUUCAGCCGUCACAGCACCUCGAAAUUUCGCAAAAAAUUACUUUUUGAUGAAAAAAUCAAUGUUUCAGAACGGACGAGAGCGACCAAGGAAUCCGUUGCGGAUCUUCUCGAAACAGUCACAUUUCCUCCACAGAUUCAAAAGCCAUUCCCAUGCACACUUUCAAACCAAACAUCGUUACUUCCUCUUUCAUGAGCACCUUUGAUAGGAGGAAACCGACCCCUGUGCUACAAUAG
Caenorhabditis auriculariae is the source of this 8072-nucleotide messenger RNA. Lineage: Eukaryota; Metazoa; Nematoda; Chromadorea; Rhabditida; Rhabditidae. The record is from the annotation of a GenBank genome assembly.